This is a messenger RNA of Perca flavescens (yellow perch), 1879 nucleotides long. RefSeq lists its product as uncharacterized. The record is from RefSeq and is a predicted model, not a curated record. Lineage: Eukaryota; Metazoa; Chordata; Actinopteri; Perciformes; Percidae. The transcript has 11 exons. Bases 60 to 1085 code for a protein of 341 amino acids.
CUCUAGUGAAACAGCUACCAGACACAGCUCUUCUGUGCGGUUGUUUAUUUCGACCAAAAAUGACCAACCCAACGGACAUUUCUUGCCCUCCUCUGCCAAAAAGUGGCCAGAGCCAACACACCCAGGAGAGCGGCGACGCUGGCCUCUCCUCCAACAUGAAGCACAUGUUCAGUGAUCAUUACGACGAACAUGCUUUGCCUGUGGCAGAUGAAGGCAUCUUUGGAAAACCCACUCCUAAUGAAGAAGUUGACAUUGUUACGGCGAUGAAAGCAAAGAUCUGGUCACACCCUAAUGAUUCUGGUCCAAAGGCAGAGGGACACCCUCUGUCUGGUGAGGGAGUGUUCCCAAAGCUAUCUACUUUAAAGAACAGCCCACAACAGGAAACAGUUUCACCCGGAACAACAGCCAUUACAGAGGGGAACCAAGAUACAGAGGUAGCAGGAGAACAAAGCUGCAAGAUGGACACCCGGAAAACCCCCAAACCAAAAGGUCCACCACUGGUUCCUGGAAAAGGGAGAAACCACCGCAGAAAAAGGGCUGCUGUGAAGUACUGGAAAAUUCACUUUCUAUGUUGGUGGUCAUUCGUAUAUGUUCCUGUCUCCAACGGCUUUUCUGGUGCUCAACUUGCAGCAGACCACAAGGUUAAGUGCUUUACCUGCAUGAACGAGGACAGAUGCCUCGGCAAGUUGAUGACCAUAUAUGACAGUAAUCACGACCAUGUUCUGUACAAAAGAGACCUCAGUCAAACGUUUCCAGGAUGCUCUGUAAUCUCUCCAACUCGUCCUAAGAGCUGUGAUGUGUGCAUUCACCAAUUCAAAAUCAUCAUCCUCUGCGCAGAGGAUGUUGGAAAAUUAGACUUUGAUGAUAGCGAUGGACAACAGAUUCUCAACAUCUCUUCAGUCUGUGAUCUGAAUCAGACUCUUGACCAUACAUCUGAUGGAUUGAUUGUUAGCGGUGGUGAUCAGACUCCUGCUCAUGCACGCUAUGGAUUGAUUGUUAGCGGUGCCCUGUUUUUCUCCGUGGUGGCAAUGCUGGUGGUCUACAGUCUCUGGCAGAAAAAGAGGACUGAAAGUGGUCAACAGUGAAGAACACUGAAGAAGACAGGAGUGUGUCGGGACAUUCUCUCACCGAGCCAAAUUAUUGGCUUCUAAAAACAUAGCUUUAGCUGCCAUAGGCUUUAGAAAAUAGUUGUGUAGUGCUGCAACUCAUCAUUGUUUUUAUUAUGAUUCAUUUUCUGAUCAUUUUCUUGAUUAAUCAAUUUCAAAAUGAUGUAAUCAAAUUGUUUGUAUGACAUGCUUAUUUGACAAAUCAGCUUUCAGCUCUACUUGAUAACUAAUAAUGAUGUUUUAAAUUAGUCAGCUUUCUACAAAAAUGGCCAAAUGCAUAUGUGUAACUGCUGUCUUCAUUAAAAAAUUGCUUUAAACAAAAUGGUUUUAUCAUUAUUAACAAAGCCACUGAACCAGGCAAUAUAAUGUUUUUAGUGAAUAAUCAAUGCUAGAAGAAGAAGUACUAAGGCCUGUAACUUGAGUAAAAGUAGCUAAACUUUUCAUGGAUUCACGUUUUCUGAACUUCACCAGAUAUGCCUAAAAUACCAAAUGUAAAAGUAUAGGCUACUCAAGAAUGGCCUAUUUCUGAAUAGUAUGUGAUCAUUAUCAUUGAUGCAUUAAUGUGUAAGCAUCAUUUUAAUGUUGCAGCUGCAAAGAGUUACUAUAUUAACCGCUGGAUUCUAUCUAUAAUAACAUUUUGAUCAUUUUUUGUAAGCCUAUUAAUAGUCUGCAAAGUGACAAACAUUUGAAUAGUAGGCUAAGUAAAGUACAAUUAGUCUAUACCUCAAAGUUGUUGUAGGAGUAGUUAUUUUAUAAUAUAGGCCUACUGUAAA